CCUUUUCUCUUCACUCACACAUGCACGAGUUUGACAGCACGGCGUUGAAAUUGAAUCCAAAACGCCCGUCUUUGUUCGUCGUUUUGGGGAUUUUCUUUCUUUUUUUUCUUGUUAUAGUUUUAAGUGUGAUAUGUGAGAAAAUCGACUAGCUGCGGAACAGUCUCUAACAGAGGUUUUUUGGGUUGUCGUUUCAUUACUUGGGAGUAUCGACAGGUUACAAAGUUUUGUAUUUUUGUUGCACGCGCGAAGUCGCGAAGGACUGAAACAUGUCGCGAGACCCAGAAGAGGUGAAUAAACUGACUGAAAGCACCUACAAGAAUGUUAUGGAACAGUUUAACCCGGGGCUGAAGAACCUUGUCAACCUUGGAAAGAGCUACGAGAAAGCUGUCAUGGCUAUGACCUUGGCUGGAAAGAUGUACUUUGAAGCUGUGGGUAAGAUCGGGGAGAACGCUGCUGUAUCUCCAGUGUCAAGAGAAUUAGGGGUGGUGUUGAGUGAGCUCUCUGAAGCCCACAGAAAGGUCCUACUUGAGCAGGAAGAGAAUUUCAGACGCUUCCAUCGAGAGAUUAUUGCUGAGCUGGACAAAAAGACCGAUAUGGACAUGAAAUACAUGACCGCCACGUUUAAGAAGUAUCAGAUGGAGCACAAGAUGAAGCAGGACUUUCUGGAGAGGUCUCAGGCUGACCUGAAAAAGCUGAGGAGGAAGAGUCAAGGAAAGAAUGCGCUGAAGUAUGAGAGCAAAGAGAAUGAGUGUUUGGAGACCCUCACACACCGCCAGAUGGACAUGCAGAAGUUUAUUGCAGAUGGCUGUAAGGAGGCUUUGCUUGAGGAGAAGAGGAGGUUCUGCUUCCUUGUGGACAAACAUUGUACUUUCUCCUACCAGUUAGCAGGUUUCCAUGAAAAGGCCAAGGAUAUACUAAUAGACCAGAUACCUAACUGGCAAGACAAAUGUUCUGAUAUUACCAACGUUCCAGACAGUGUGAUGUCAAUGAUAGAAGGUCUACGCACUCCAGUGUCCAUAACCCCUCAGGCCUCUCCAGCCAUAAAGCGCCACAGCAGGAACAAUUCUGAUGCAAUGAUUCCACCUCCUGCACCCCCACUAAAGGCUCAAACAAGUCCACUAGUGAGCCUGUUCAACCAAGAUACAGCAAAGCAAGAAACUGUGACCGAUAAUAGUAAUGAUGGGAGUCAAAUGGUCAGGUCCAUUUCGAUGGCUACAGGACUGAACAAUAUGAGCCAGAGGCCACGCGUCAGGACUAUCUUCCCCCACAAAUCUGGCAAUAACAACACCCUGCUGAGCUUUGAUGAGGGUGACUUAAUCAUCCUGCUCAUCCCUGAUGAGAGAGACGGCUGGCUUUAUGGGGAAUUGGAGAAGACGAAACAAAGGGGCUGGUUUCCAUCCUCCUACUGUCGUCCAUAUGUAGAACCUGUGGUAAAUAACAGGCAUCCUAUGUAUACAGGACAGAAUGUUUUUGGGAAUCCUCCGGCACGCAGUAAGAGUGUGGCCAACCUCACGCAGCCGGACCCCGAGGAUGAUGUGAUGUUACCUCCUCCUGACUACAGUGACACUCCUGUCAGGAGGAAUUCAACCAAGUCCCUGAUUCAGACACAUGUGCCUUCCUCUGAAAACAUGGUUUCUCAGCCAAAUGGAAUUUCAAAGCCACCUUUUCUAGUGGGCACGAACCCUUUUGCCACCGUGAAGCUGAGGCCCACAGUCACCAACGACAGAUCGGCUCCUAGGGUCUGAUUAUCAUGACUCCCUAGCCUUUUAACCAUCAGCAGGUCUUUUCCUCCCAAUACCACCACCACUGAUGCGUGAAUGCAUGCAGACCUUUCUUCUGCAAAGUACAUCAUUAUACAUAAGCUUUAGUCCAUGUUGGAUUUGGACUAGAUACCAUGGUGGCCUCAUUACACACAGGCAAACUACACAUUUAUUUAUGUACAUUAUAAAAGCCAAUAUUCACAUAUACUUUUUUAAAAUCAUUCCAAUGUUCAUGCUGCCGUAUAGGGUUUGUCCUGGACGAUGAGCAAGAGCAGUGCUAGAUAGCUCUAUUUUGGAGUAAAUAUGCUUAUAAUAUAUUUUGUCCUGAGUUUUUACCUGAGGCGUUGAUGACUGCUUUUAAGUUGCAAGAAGAACACGCCUACCCUGUGCUGAGAUGGACUGGAACCUAGGAUGUUUAAAUAAUUGUUGAGAAUUUUACAUUGUCAUGGGACAGGCGAUGAAUGUAAAAAUGGGACCAAGGCACUGAAUUUUCAGGUUAUAUAGUGUUGCAGAUGUAAUUGUGCAGGAUUUCUUAAAUUCUGUCAGGUUAUUCAAAAUCUCAAAUGUCAUGGUACACUAGGAUUAAAGAUGUGCUUUAAUUCCAAAUGCUUGAUAGUGUGUUUAGAUUGCAAAGGUAUGUUUCUACAAACCCAUUCCCAAAUACUAUUUAAUACCCCUUUUUCCUUUUCUUAGAGAGGACACAUUUACCUCUUUAAUUUUAUGUUGUCAGAUGAUUACUCUGUGUCCAUAUACAGUUCACAAGCAUCUUCACUUGUCUUUGAGGGUCACAUUAAUUAAACAGACCUUAGAAUUACAUGGACAAAUUGUACUUAAAUUAAUUUUGAAGCUUUAAGGUAGCCGUUUAUUUGUUUUAUCAACACCCAUUUCUCUUUUCCAGUGCCCUGUGAAUCACUGCUGUGUAAAAUAAAGAUGUUCUAUUUCUUU
Ictalurus furcatus (blue catfish) is the source of this 2705-nucleotide messenger RNA. RefSeq names its product BAR/IMD domain containing adaptor protein 2 like 1b (gene baiap2l1b). The record is from RefSeq and is a predicted model, not a curated record. Gene Ontology annotation, cellular component: cytosol; nucleoplasm. Gene Ontology annotation, molecular function: protein binding. Lineage: Eukaryota; Metazoa; Chordata; Actinopteri; Siluriformes; Ictaluridae. Bases 267 to 1745 code for a protein of 492 amino acids. The transcript is spliced from 15 exons. Gene Ontology annotation, biological process: plasma membrane organization; actin filament bundle assembly; positive regulation of actin filament polymerization.